This is a messenger RNA of Drosophila hydei, 546 nucleotides long. RefSeq lists its product as uncharacterized. The transcript is spliced from 2 exons. The record is from RefSeq and is a predicted model, not a curated record. The coding region runs from base 1 to 546 and encodes 181 amino acids. Lineage: Eukaryota; Metazoa; Arthropoda; Insecta; Diptera; Drosophilidae.
AUGCUGCAAAAGUUAAUUCUGUUGGGCUUUGCUUUUGCUGGCAUUUCUGCUGAGCCGCCUGUGCGAGCGCCUUAUGCACCUGCUGGUUGGCGUCCUCGCGUGCCAUUCAGCUUGCCAGGCAACCUGGAAACCAGUGUUGAGAUCAGCAGGCAACGUGUUGAACAUGCUGGCACGUUGCAUGCAGCUCAGCUCGCUUCGAACUAUUUGCCCCCAAACAUGCCGGGGCAGCAGCCAGUGUCCAAACAAGUGGAAGACGAAACAACACCAUCCCCGCAAUAUGGAACCCCAGCUGAUGGCACUUUUCGCAUAGACUAUCCCGAAGAAGAAGUUCCCGCACCAUCCAGCGAUCUGCAGAGAUCGAAGAUUAAAGAGGGCCGUUACUAUAUAGUUGCAGACGAUAACAAACUGCAGCGCGUUCUCUAUCGCACGGUGCAAACUGCAGGCGAUGAUCUGACAGCACAGCUCAGGUACUCGGCCGUAGGCAAAUUGCAGGAUCCCGUUUAUAAGUACAAUAGCCAGGGACAAUUGGAGCGCGUGCUGAAGUAA